This is a messenger RNA of Cinara cedri, 9227 nucleotides long. Lineage: Eukaryota; Metazoa; Arthropoda; Insecta; Hemiptera; Aphididae. The record is from the annotation of a GenBank genome assembly.
GUGGAAACAUAUCGCAGUGAAGUAACCCGUCUUGACACUAAGUGUGCUAAUUUUACAAUAAUACGCUAAUGCAAAUUAUCGUACGUUUACUAAACAUAUGUCACAUAAUCAUCAGUUUUACAGUCAUUACUAUUUAUUUAUUAUUAUUUAAAUAUCCAGUCAUUUAACAUUUGAGUUCGGAAAUUGGAAUAAUCAAUAUUAUUAAUAAUUAAUACGAAUAUUUGGAAUAUAGGGAAUGACUUAUUUUUAUUGUGCUUUUAUGGUACACACGAUAAUUUCAUAGAACACUAUAAAAAAAAAAAUAGUUAAUAUGUUUAUGAUUAGGUCUAUGGAUAAUUUACUAUUUAAUGAACAGUUACUCAGUCACCGAAAAGCGUCCUCUAUCUUUCCACGUCAUGUGUGUAAUCAUUUUACGUGUAUUAGUAAAAGGUCUAUGAAUUGUGAUAUAUUUACGGUGAUAAUAAACCUUGAACAAAAAAUCGAUUUUAGCAUUAUACCUAGUCUGUGGUUUCAUAUAAUUUCAUUUUAUUUCCACUAUUUACUAACAAAUAAUCGGUUUAUAGUGACUUUAAACAUUAAUCAAAGUAAUAUGGUAAUUGGAACCAUACUUAUAGAAGUGUUAAAAUAAUAUUUUACAUUAAAUAAUUGUGUAAGAAAUUAAAGUUGUGACUAAUUAUUGUUGUCGUGUUUAUCUUAUAUUAUUGUGUGUAUAUAUUUAAUUAUUUCAUUCAAUCAAUGAUCAAUGGAGAGCAGAUAUCGUUAUAUUAAUAAUAAAAGUAACAUAGAAAAAGAAGAAUCAUUAUUACUAAAUCGUUUGAUUGCUCUGAGAAGUAAGUUUGUUUAUUUUAAUUUUUGCUUUAUUCUCCAUUAAACUAAUCUAUUAGAUAAAAUUAGAGAGACCUAAUAUCUACAAUGUAAUAUAGCUACGUACAAUUUUUAAACAAAAUUAUAUAAGUACUUAUUGAUGAACUAACAACUUACAACUGUACAAUUAUACAAGUUAUUGAUUUAGAAUUCAUUCCUGAUGCAUCAAUUAUGUAGUUUCUUACCAAUAGUAGUUUAUAGUUUAAGUAUGGGUUAUUUUGGUCUAUAAAAAUUGUCAACACAAAAUUGUUUCUUACUUUGUAUUAAUUGUAUACAUUUAUCAUGGAUAAUCAAUCCGUAGGGUUUAUUUUUUGAGACCCAUUUUUGGACCAUUUUUUUGUUACAUGUCAUUGUUAUAAUUAACAUUAAAUUCUAAGUGGAACGAGGAAUGUGUCAGUAUUACAAGGAUUUUUUUUUUAUGUGAACAUGUUCUACCAGAAAACAUACUCCGAUUAUCAAAUAUAGCAACUUUUCUGAAAGAAAUUAUCUCUAGGUGGUACUUUAGAGAGGUCAUUAUUAAGUUUUUAUUAUUUUAAUCUUUUUUAAACACUCAUUGUUGUCAUGGAAACACACAUUGUUGAAAUCAUUUUACCACAAUAUGACAUAAUAUCAUUUAUUGUAUUGACAAGGCAACAUUAUCAACUGAAUUCGGCUUAAAAUUGUUUUUUCAUUAAUAUUGGUUUAUCUUUGCUUACAGAUAUACAUUAAAUUCCCGUCUGUAGCCUACCAUCCCAACAUCUCACUUACAACAGUGGUUGCACCCACGUGCAAAGUAUGCCUGUACUUUUACAUUGUUUUACAUGUUAGACUUGAAGUUACCUUUAUUUGAUUUUAAAAUUUCCAUUUUUAUAAAAAUUAUAAUAAUUUUAAAAAUAAUGCACUAACAUUACUUUACUGUCUAAAAUCUAGACUGUACUAUUCAAUAGUAGACUAUACUUUGAUUAGCUACAUAAAUACAUUAGUUUUGUGUAGAAUAAACCAAAAGUAUUUGUAUAAUAUAUGAAUAAUAGAUUUUAUCUUUUUAAUGAUUUUUCCUCAUUAAUCUAAGUACAUACCUAUUAUAUAAUUUAUGUACAACUUAAACAUUAUUAUAUCAAUUCUGUGACUAAAAUAAGAAAUAUUAACCAUAAUACGAAAUAGCUGUGAAACAAACAAAAUUAAUCAAAAUUUUUUCCUGGGACUUCUUUUACUUUCGAUCGUGUAUCCUACCCGAGGUGAUUUUACAUAAUAAUUCUGGAUUUAUUAUUUCGUUUUUAUAUCUUUCUAAAACUGAUAUUAGCUAUCAAAACCAGUUCAUAAGAAUUAUCUAAAGGACUGAUGAUCUCGCGUUUUUAAUUUUCCUUUUUUCAUCUUUUACUUGUCCGACACAUUUUUAAAAAAAAAAAAUUGCUACUAUGCUGAAUUAUUAUUGUUCCAUGUAGGUAUAAUUAAUAAUCAUGUUUAAGGUGAGCAUUUAUAUGUAUUGAAAAUUAAAAAAUAUGUACAUGUAUAUGUAUUUAUUUUUAACCAUAAAAUAUGCAAUUAAAAAUACAAAAUAUGUAAAUUUUCUUAAAAAAAGAGGUACAAUUUUUCAGACUUUUUUAUUUAAGUGUUAAAACACAUAUUUUUACUAGAAAUUUCAUAACUUGAUUACACUUUUACAAUUUUGAAUAUAAAAUUGUUUUGUUUUGUCUAUAAAUUAUUUUUAGUUUAAUCUAUUUGAUGUGUAGGAUAAUAUUUGUAAUUUGUAACUUUUAAAUAUUAACAUUCCUAUACCAAAUAGAUAAAUAUGGAUAAAAUAUAUUUGACUUGACGUUUUUAUUUUAUUCAUUUAGAGCAACUAAAUGAUGAAGAACCAAAAGUACAUAAAACCGAGUAUAAUAUCAAAGACAAUAUCAAUAAUAAUGCGAGUAAGAAUGGUAUAUCAACGUCAAAGUUUAAGUAUCGGAAAGUUAAUGAUACAUUUAUUUCAACAAAAAUUGAUAAUCGUAAUGUUAUGAAAUAUAAAAAUAAAACUUUAUAUAAUAAUUGUUUUGUUAAACCUAAUAAUUUACCUUCUGUAGAGUAUAAUAAAUCAAAUUUAUUGGAUUCAACUCUUCUUAAAAAUGAUAUUAAUUCUAAAACAGUGAUUAUUAAUAAAACCACAGACAAAUAUAAAUUGGAAAUUAAUGGAAUUAUGAAAAACAGUAUUGUUAAAAAUACUAAUAGUUUGUUAAAUGAGAAUAACUAUACAAAGGAUAAUUUUUCUCAAAUAUUAGGAAAUGUUGAUCAAUAUAUAUUAAAUAUAAACAAUUAUUUAAUGUCAUCUAAAUAUGUUAUCAAUAAAGAAGAUAAAAGUAUUUUGACAACUAACCAAAUUGAUAAUCAUACAAAAAAUGUUCAUGUUAAUAGAAAAUUUCAAAACCAAUUAAUUUCUAAUAAUUUAUUGAAAUCAAACUUAAAAAAUGCAUCAAAUUCAUUUUUAAAUAUAAAUAAGAAAAAGCCUAUUAAAAGAUUAUCUGGAAAAUUAGGUGAAUCACCUAAUCUUAUUAAGAUAGGUAACACAAAAUUAAUACGUCGUUCAUUACUAAGAAAUAAAUACAAAAUCAACAAUGAACAGAGUACUAUUAAAAAUGAAUCACUCUCAACAUUAGAACAUCAAACAUCGAGUACAUCAAUAAUGUCUUCUAACAAAACAAAAUGGACCAAUAUUUCUAAACCAACUCCAACAUCUCAAUCAAAAUUAUCUAAUUCUAAUGAUACCAAUAAGUUAAAAUGGACUAGACCAAAUAUUCUGUUGGUCAACAAUAUAAAUAAGAAUAGUCAUUCUUCUUCAGUACCAAAAUCAGAUAAAUUGAUUUUAUUUGGCAAAAAUAAAAUUAUUAGACAAUCGUUAAUAAGUUCAAUUCAUUCAAACUCUAAAAAAUAUUUGCUCAAACAUCUUUCACAUAGAUUUGCUUUAAAAAGAAAAUUACAACAAAAAAUUAAUAUUCUUAAACCUAAAAAUAUACCUAUGAAUAAUGAACAAGCUAAAAAUACUAUGUUGUUAAAGAAAAUGGUAAAUAAGCCUGUAAAUAUUAAAAUGAAUGAAAAGAGUUCCUACUCGGUGUAUUCAUAUGUAAAUCCUAAGUUGAGGUUUGUAAUUUUUAAAUUUAAUAACCAAUAAGCUUUAUGUUGAACUAUCAUUUAUUUUUAGAUCAAAAAUCAAUAGUAAUUAUAGUUUGGAAAAAACGAAAUGCUCAGAUACUGCUAUAUCUGGUUUACUUACUACUUCUUAUGUUAAAUCAGAUCAGAACUUAAAAAUAAUAAAUAAUGACACAAAUAAAAUGCAAUAUGCAAAUUUAACAAGAAAUAUAACUCUUGAAAGAUACAGGUUAGUUGAAUUUGUGUAUGUAAUUAAUUAUUAUUUAGACAUUAAUAAGUAUUAUAAUUUAUUUGCAGAAAUAAAAAAUUAUUAACCAAACAACUUUGUUUAGUAUUCAAUCAAUUUGGUAUUUGUUCAUCAUUGGAUCAAGGAAAAUGUGAUAAACGCCAUUACAAAAAAUUUAUCGCAUUGUGCACAAAGUUGGCUAAAUUUAAUCAAAAUAUAUUACUAAAUUAAAUGUUUGCUUUUAUAUUUUUAGGUUUUUAAAUGGAGAUUGUUCUAAAGAGAAUUGUACGUUAUCACACAAUAUAGUUGAAGAAAAAAUUCCCUUUUGUAAACAUUAUUUAAACAAUAUUUGUGUUAAAUUUAAUUGUCCUUACUUACAUGAAUAUAGAGAUCCACAAACUCCUAUUUGCAAAAAUUUUCUCCAUGGUUACUGUAACUUAGGAAAAAAAGUAAGUUCAAAUAUUUUAAUACUGAAUUUUUGUUCUAAAAUGUGUUAUUUAAGUAAAUAUUUAUAUUCUUGUAUUUUACAUAAUUAAGUGUCCUAAAAAACACUUGAAUCUAUGUCCAAUUUUUGAUUCAAAGAGUAAGUGUCCACAUGGUCAAAGGUGUCUCUACCCUCAUAAUCAAAGUGAAGAAAAAAAUACUCUUUUUGAUAUCGAUGAACCUAGAUACUUUGAAGUACUAACUACUAAUUUUGAAAAAUCAAAUAAAAAUGAGUUAAUUCAUAUUGUACCUAAGCGCCGUGCACCAAUAUUGGAUUUGCCAUCAUAUAUACCUUUAAAACUAUAGUAAGUAUGUUUGUGUUUUAAAAUUAGUGAAACCUGAAUAUUUACUAUUAUGUAAUUUAUUUGUAUUUAAAUAUUUAUAUAAUUUGUUACAAAAUAUUUGUAAAUAUCUUAAAAUCUACAAAUAUCUUUUAUUGUAAAUUUAAUUUAAUACAGAAUGUGGUUAAUAAAAAAUUCACAAUUUUGGAUUUCUAGUUAUGGUUAAAAGGGAGGGGCGGAGGAGUAAAACAGCAGAACUGCUAUCGCUAAACAGCGUUUUUAUUUGAGGAAUAUAUUCAAAAUGGAAUAAUUGAAAUUUUGAGGUAAAUGGUUUUUAGGCUUGUUAUCUCCUUGCGUAAUGACAUUAGGCCACCACUUUGUCUGAUUUGACCCUGAGAUUUUUUUUCUUUGGGGCUACAUCAAAACUCAGGUGUAUCUAUAUUGUGCUCAUACAUUGUAAAUUAUUACCACUUCACUUGAAAUGACUAGUAGAAUCAUUGGAAAUUAUAUUAAGGUCAAUCACUAUAUUGACAAUGGAAAACCACAACUUAAGUGAUAUAAUUUUUAAAAUUGAUUUUUAUUAGCUAACCAAGUCUGCAAGUUUUUUCUACCACACCCUGUAUUACUUAAACAUAUUUAAUGCACACUAGUAUGAUAUAAAUAUCUAUAUAUAGUUAUCCUGUUUGGUUUAAAAGAAAACCUGGAAUCAUCUCAUAAAUAGUAAACAUUUUACUCCACUCUGAAAUGUCUACUAUUCAUCUAUUAUUGUUACUAAUACCAUGAUCGUCAUUUAAAACAAUCAAUAUGUUCUUCACAGACAUAGGUGCGCAUCUCCAGAGUCCAAUUUGGGUAGAGGGCAACUUUCAAAAGAAAUAUAAUGCAUUUACACUAUAAGUUCCACUCUUCUGUUAUGGUAUAGCUGGUAUAAAUAUGAUGUCAAUAACAAAUCAUUUUAUUUACAUGAUACUUUAGGUACAAAAUAAAAAAAAUCACUAAUCUGAAGUUAAUUUUAGUACAAGAUGAGUACAUGUAAAUUGAAUACAUAAAGCUAAAAAAAUUUUGAAAACAAAAAUUGCACUACUUGUACUUAUGUUUAUUUUAGUUCAGUUUAUCGGUCCAAUGCAGUGGUGAUCAAUAACGGUCUGCGGGCUAAAUCCGGCCUACGAUAAUUUAUUAAUCGAUCCAUCAGGUUUAGUAACAACUAAAUCCAGUAGAGUACUCUGGGGACUAUGAAAUUUGUGUUGUGGUGGCUAACUUAUAAACAAACCUAUAGUUGCAGUAUGUAUGUUUAUUGUCCAAUGUACUCAGCAACUAACACAUAUGUGAUUGAAUGAAUUGUGUAAAACAUGUAAUGGUCCUACUAUAAUCAUUAUAUUUAUUUAUUCAGAAUCAAAUUUCAAUAGUAUUGGUUUUUUUUUUAGUACAAUUUUCAAUUUGUGUUAAUUAAAUUAUGUGCAACUAAUUUUCACUCAAAAUCUUUUUUUUUUUUUUUGGAAACAAUUUAUCAUUACUUACAGAUAACUUAAAACUUGUAAGUAACAAAAUUAAAAAAGAAAAUAUUUUAUAAAAGUCUUUAUAUCUGUUUUAUUAAAAUCUAUUUUAAAAAACUUGAGUCCCCCAUCACUGUCAAAAUCCUUGAUUCACCACUGUAUUAGGUUGUAGCAACUUAGACACUGCAUAAUAAUUUAAAAAUUUAAAUUCUGAUUUAUCAUCUUACCAUUAUACAUAGUGCAAAUAUUAAAAUUUAGAAUAAUUUACUUAUAGUUUUAACACUACCUUAAACUAGUUGUUGAAUUUUUAGUUUUUAGAUAAUUUUGAGUUCUAAAAUAAAGAAAAUUGUACACAUUUUCUUCACGUUAUUCAUGUUAUUAUUUAUUUAAUCAUAAAAUAUAUUAUCAUGAUAUUGGCCAUGUAAUUAUAUUAUUUUGUUUCAGAUAAGUUUUCUACAAAUUUAUACAUUUAAUUUUAUGAAAAUUAUUAAUACCUUGGAAUCUGGUAUGUUACACAUUAUUAAUUUUAUUAUACAUGUAUGGUUUAUAUAAACAAAAUACCUAAUUAACAAAAUAUGUAUACAUGUUACGAAUACACAUACAAAUUCAUGUGUGUAUGUAUACAUAAUAAAAGACUGGUAUGUUCAUGCCAUAAAAAUGAUAUUUAUAUAUUUUGUUUUCAAAUAAAAAUAUAUGAACAACGUAAAAAUUAUAUUUUUAUUUGUUAAUAAUUUGUCUUAAUUAUAAUUGUUUAAGUUGGUUCUAAAUUUACUAUUAUUUAUUUUGUUAUAAAACAAAUUCAUUACCUAAGUAAUAUAUAUAUAUAUAUAUAUAUGUAUAUAUGUAUAUAUAUAUAUAUAUAUAUAUAUACAUUUUUUUUUUAAUUAAAUGUAUAGAUUAUCUCUAAUGUAUUUUCAUAUUGUACAUUAAUAAUACAUUACAAUUUUUUUUCAGAGGUUAUGCAUUAAGAUAUAACAUUUAAUAUUAAAAUUAUACAUAAAAAUAAAAUUCAAAGUAAUUAUAUAAUGUUGAAAAUUAUGACAACUAAUCUACAGUUAAUUGACGAAAACUACCAACCAUGUGCUGGUGACUGUUUGUUAAUGCUGAUACUCGUCCUUGUUUUGCACUCUCGCUAAACAUAUCAUCUCUAACUGACAUUUUCUCAUUCUUAAGAAUUUGUUCCCGUUUUUCUAACAUCUCUUGUUUCCAUAAAUCUAUUAUAUUUGUUUAAAUAAAUAUAACUCUAAUUAUAAAAUUAUCAAAAUUAAAAAUAGUUUACCAAUCAUUGUUGACAUUUCCAUUUCACCACCAUAUUCUUUAGGUAAUAAUGACUUAUCUACAUAUGUAUGACUCUCUUCUAUUGAACUAAAUAUCUAUGAUAAUGGGGUGGGAAAAUAGUUUUAUAUGAGUUAUACAUAGUAAUUAUUACUUGUACUUAUUAUAUUAAUUGGUUUGUUACUUUUACGCGACUUCUAAUUUUUUCAGAUAUCAAGGAUAAUCCAAAAUCUAAUGCAAAUUUUAAACUUGAUGGUACAUUUAUUCCAUAUAUUUCUUUAUGUCGCAUUGGAAGUGUUCGCUAGAUAGUUUUAAUAAUGAAAUAAAUUAUUAUUUAUGAUUUGGCAAUUUUUUUUUCUUUAUUACUAUUAUUAUUAUUAUUUUAUACUAUUCAAUUUAUACAUAUUAGAGCUCAAUAAUUUUAACUUUUUAAUAAUGUUCAUACAAUAUAUAUAUGAGAAGUUAAAUAUCAAAAUCAGUAUUAGAAAAAAAAAAUAAAAAUAUGGACAUACUUCUCACAAUGGAUAGGCCACUGUUGUAGGUGAGAAUUUGGGAAGAUAGAACGGGAAAUUUAAUGUACAUCUGUACGCAAUGAUUGCUACCAAAAAACAAUUUAGAGCAAAGUUUGGUUUGACAUGUUUUUAAAUGAUAAUAUUUAUAAUUUGAAAAUAAUAUAUUUUGUAAAAAAAAUUUUCUUAUUAUAAAUAAUGACACCCCCCCCCUAAAGUACCACACCAGUUACGUUUCCUUUCAGAAAAAGUGCUACACUUGAAAAUUGAAACAAAAUUUCUGACAGAAAAGUUCUCUUUGUAAAAAAAAAAAAUUUCCUCGCUCCACUCAGAAUCUAAAAGAAGAGAAAUACUCAUUAUGAAAUUAUAAAUCAUAAUAAUAACAUUUUAAUAAUAAUUAGAUAUGAAGUAAGUCUUCAUAAAGAAGAUACAAAUUCAAAUAUAUAAUGUAUAUGUAAUGAUAUUAACAUAUCAUGAAUAUGAAUAUGAAUAAAAUCAUUUUAUAUAUGAAAUUAAGUUUUUAAUUUAUAAUUUACCUCUCCAUUUUUAACAAUCCGAACUGCUUCCCUUGGUGUAAACAAUGUUAAUUGCUGUAAACACAUACCAGCUGCAUCUGUAUAGUGUACAAAACCUCGAAUUUGGUUUUCUUGGUCUUCCAUAAGUGUUUCAUACGUAACACCAUGCAUUCGACACAUAUCUGCAUUAGUCCAUUUUGAUGGAUUAAAAACUCCUACAGUAAAUUAUAACAAAACAAAUUUAUUUUUAUUUAAAGAAACUUCUAUACCUAUGUAUUAUGUACAAUAAUAUAAGUUAAUUUAAUUAUACAAGAUUCCACAGACAUCCAACAAAUGCAAUAACUUUUGUUCUGUUCAGUAUUAUAAAAGGUUUUUUCUUUUUUUUGUAAUUGAAACUUUAGCUUUGUACUAUGUUUCUUGUAUUUUAUAUUUUAUUUUAUUUUACAAAAUUAAAUGUUUGGUGUUGUAAAAGUGCUUUAAUG